Molecule: messenger RNA, 678 nt
Organism: Rotaria sp. Silwood2
Lineage: Eukaryota; Metazoa; Rotifera; Eurotatoria; Philodinida; Philodinidae
Source: the annotation of a GenBank genome assembly
AUGAAUCUUGUCCUCGAAAAACAACAACAAGAUAUGAUUGAUAAUCGAUUUACAGUCGCAUAUUUAAAACGAGCUAUUUCAAAUAAUUUACCAUGUUUUUAUAUACAAUUUGAAGAAGAUUUAAAUAGUGGACAAUUACCAUUAACAAGGAAAGUAGCUCAUAUAUUAAACCAAUUCUUUAGCAAUAAAUGGGAACCAUCAUUCAAAGGAUUUACCAUAUAUUAUCGAUUUGCUAUUACAGAUUUAAAUGAAUAUUAUGCAGCUUUGAAUCUAGGUCGAGUAGCCAUUUGCAAUCAACUAUUUCCUCUUACUCCAUUUAGAUCUGGUUAUAAAAUGACAUAUUGUUCAAAAUGUUGGAAAUUACGACAUACUAGAGACUUUUGCAGUGAACAAUCAAGAUGUCGUAUAUGUUUGGCUCAAUUUGAAAAUGAUGUUCAACAUAAUUGCUUAGGAACACCAAAAUGUGCACAAUGUAAUGAAGCUCAUUGGUCAUUAGAUAACAAAUGUGCAGUUGUAAAACAAUAUCGUUAUGAUCUUAAAAAGGCAGUUAAUGAUGCAAUUAUAACUAGAAAAAUUUCAAAAGAUCCAUCAAAUGAAAAUAAAAGACCUUUCAUUAGUAUGCAAGAUGAUUUUCCUGUUCUUAAACAUGUAUCACAAGAAAUUAAAUCAACAAUAUGA